GUGCGUGCGCAGCUCCGUCACCAUUUCUGGACUCCUUGGUUCCGUGUAGGACAUCGGUCCUGGGAUCCUAUCUCCAGAUUUGGAGACCAAGAAAGGAAGACAGUUGCAAAAUAUCUCUUAAGCAAGAGAUUCACCAGGUCAAUAAUGGAAAAACUCCAAGGGGACAUUACACAAGGUCCCAUUCUUGGAGAAGAGUGUGAAAGUGAGGACAAAUUAGGGAGGCAGGAGCAAAACCCUGCAAGCAAGAUUCAGAAGAAAUCCUUUUCCAAGAAGAAAGGUUUCAGGCAAUUGACAGUAACCAAAAAUAUAAUGCCCACUGAAGAAGGAGGUGAUAAAUGUAAUGAAAUUAGGAGAAACUUCACACUGAAGUCUAAAGUUAUUACUCAUCAGAGAGUUCAUAUAGGAGAGAAAUCUAGUAGUUUUGACACACGUGGAAUGACUUUCAAACCGCAUUCAGAAUUAGUUAAAUGUCAAAAAAUUUGUUCGGGCAAGAAAACUUAUAAGUGUAAUGACUGUGAGAAAAUCUUCAGUGACCGUUCAAACUUUAUUCGUCACCAGAGAAUUCACACUGGAGAGAAACCCUAUAAAUGUAAGGAAUGUGGGAAAGCCUUCAGCCAGAGCUCAUCCCUUAUUGAACAUCAAAGAACUCACACUGGAGAGAAACCCUAUAAAUGUAAUGAAUGUGGGAAAUCAUUCACUGUGAGCUCAUCCCUUACUCAGCAUCAGAGAAUUCAUACUGGAGAGAAACCUUAUAAAUGUAAUGAAUGUGGGAAAGCUUUCAGUGAUUGUUCAUCCUUUACUCAACAUCAGAGAAUUCAUACUGGAGAAAAACCUUAUCAGUGUAAUGAAUGUGGGAAAGCCUUUAGUGAUUUCUCAUCCCUCACUCAGCAUCAGAGAAUUCAUACUGGAGAGAAACCUUAUAAGUGUAACGAUUGUGGUAAAGCUUUUAGCCGUAGUACACACCUAACUCAACAUCAAAGAACUCAUACUGGUGAAAAACCUUAUGAAUGCAAUGAAUGUGGGAAAGCCUUCACUGCGCACUCAACCUUUACUCAGCAUCAGAGAAUUCAUACUGGAGAGAAACCCUAUGAAUGCAGUGAAUGUGGGAAGGCUUUUCCUGAAAGCUCAUCACUUACAAAACAUCAGCGAGUUCAUACUGGAGAGAAGCCCUAUGAGUGCAGUGAAUGUGGGAAAGCCUUUAGUCAGAGUACACACCUUAUUCAGCAUCAUAGGAUUCAUACUGGAGAGAAGCCCUAUAAAUGUAAUGAAUGUGGAAAAGCCUUUGGUAAUAGUUCAGUCCUGCUCCGACACCAGCAACUUCAUACCAUAGAAUAAUCCUGCUAAUAUAAAAAUUUGGGGAAAGAAGUUUUUCAUCAUUUGCCCUAAUUUUCCAUUCACAGACUUGCCACCAAUGGCAUUUACUUCUCACUUUUUU
Messenger RNA from Trichosurus vulpecula (common brushtail), 1435 nucleotides. Its product is annotated as zinc finger protein 501-like. The transcript has 2 exons. Lineage: Eukaryota; Metazoa; Chordata; Mammalia; Diprotodontia; Phalangeridae. The coding region runs from base 145 to 1335 and encodes 396 amino acids. The record is from RefSeq and is a predicted model, not a curated record.